Molecule: messenger RNA, 1802 nt
Organism: Etheostoma cragini (Arkansas darter)
Lineage: Eukaryota; Metazoa; Chordata; Actinopteri; Perciformes; Percidae
Gene: inpp1
Product: inositol polyphosphate-1-phosphatase
Exons: 6
Coding region: 303-1436 (377 amino acids)
Biological process (GO): phosphatidylinositol phosphate biosynthetic process
Molecular function (GO): inositol-1,4-bisphosphate 1-phosphatase activity
Source: RefSeq, a predicted model, not a curated record
AAAUGUUCUCCGUGCAGUCUCUGGUUGCGCUUCUGUCUUCACCUUUUGAUUGUUGUUCUUAAUGAGAAGACCGUUUGCCCGUCAUUCGAAAGGAAUCUCGCACUGACUAUAGCUAGUUAUAGAAACCAGAGCAGACAAACCCCAGUGAUAACUUAUCGCGUCAUUGCCACUGUUUUACUAAACCUCUCACAUUCCUGCCACCUUAAUUAUUUGCGGUUGGUUGUAGGUCAGACAAGAAAAACACAGCUACCGAGAGCUACAGACGAGAGGAAAAUUAAGCUGUGUGAAACAAAGGCUUUGGCAUGGCAGAUCUGCUGAGGCUGCUGCUCCGGGUGGCUGAGAAAGCAGCCAAUGUGGCUCGGGUCUGCAGGCAGGAGGCUCCCCUCUUUCAGCUCCUGGUACAAGAGAAGACCGGAGAUGACAAGAACAAGAAGUUUGUUCAGGAUUUCAAAACACUUGCAGACGUGGUCAUCCAGGAGAUGAUCCGGCAUGAUGUUGGUGCACAGUUCCCCGAGAUGGCUAGCUACAUUCACGGAGAGGAGUCCAACAAGUUUGAAAAUGGGCAUGGAGAGAGUGUGACUGUCACAGUGUGCGGCACAGAGAAGGAGACCGCGGUGCUGCUGGCCACGGUGCUGGACGGUGAUCACACAGCGGCGUCUCUGCUGGCUCGGGCCAUCCACCAAGACCCAGCAACCAUCGAGGCCAACACAGACGGUCUGACGGUGCCCCUCAGCCCCUCUGAACUCGGCAUUUGGAUCGACCCCAUAGAUGCCACCAGCCAGUACAUAGAGGGCCGAGAGGAGGUGAUGGAGGAGGGCCAUUUGUCUCCUUCAGGUCUGCACUGUGCUUUGGUCCUAAUCGGGGUUUAUCUCCGAAGCACAGGCGAGCCCGUCAUGGGUGUCAUCAACCAACCGUUCAACUACAAAGAUCCAGAAGGUGGAGGCUGGAGGGGAAAGCAUUUCUGGGGGGUGUCCUGUGGCAGCAUCAAUGCCUGCUCAGUGCCCCGGCCCAAAGAUGCACCUGGAGGGGGGCUGUCUGUGGUGCUGAGCUCCAGUGAGAAGCAGGUGGUGAAGGAAGCCCUGACCUCGCUGUGCGGCCCCAACAAGCUGAUGUACGCCUCCGGAGCCGGCUACAAGAUCCUGUGUGUCAUUCAGGGCCUGGCGGAUGUUUACGUCCUCUCAGAGGGCAGCACCUUUAAGUGGGACUCCUGCGCUCCUCAUGCAUUGCUCCGAGCCCUCGGAGGGGGAGUGGUCGACCUGACUAAGUGUCUACAGUCCAGCCCUGGAGGACUGGAUCAGCACACAGAACUGACCUAUCACCAGCCGUACCCUGGAGGUAGAGGAGCAGACCGCUGGGCUAACCAUGGCGGCCUGGUGGCUUAUCGAGACUGUUCUCAGCUUCGCAGCAUCAUCGCUCCUCUGAAAGGCAAGCUGUAGUCAACAGAGCAGUGGAUGUAAUUAGCACAAGCUGAAGCAAUUAUUGUUGCAUAUACUCAUAUUCAUGUUUUCUAUAUUAGUAGCGAGAGAAGGAUGGGGGUACAGGAUGAACUAUUUUAAAUAGAAAUAAUGUCUUAUUUUUAAUCAUAUUUGCAAGUAAAUAUUAUGAGAUGAACAUCUAUUCUGCAUGUUCGGCAAAAUAAUGUUUUCAAAAACUGGUCUUUGGUUUGUUAUGAUCUUCACAAGGCUGUCAAGAUUCAGGUUAGAAAGAUUUGUUCAGAUAAUAUAAAGAAUUACAUUCUAUAUUGCUCUUGAAUUUAUGUCAAAUAUUGAGUUAGAGACUUGUGUCCUUUUGUUAUAAAAACU